CGGGCGCGGGAGCCAGGCCUCGGCGGCCGCGGGCUCCAUCUAUGAUAACGCAAGAGGCCUGAACUCGCUGCUUGGGUUACUAACACUCCGGAAGGCCUUCUACCUACCCUGGUGGAAGGCAGGGGCUCACUCUUCGGUCACUUGCUUUCUCGGAAUCGAACCAAACGAAGCCUGGAGGUCGCUUGGCGAGGCGUUCUCACGCACGCGGUUACUACGUCUUGUGAAACUUGAGUCAUGGGGAGGCAUAACCGAAGGAAGCACUCCCCACGGUGGGAGUCGCGGCUUUGUGGAAAGUAAAGAUCGGAAAAUUCGGAUGGAACUUUAGAGCAUGGUCUCUUUAGAAAAUACAUUUUAAGCCACUUUCUUGGUUUUAGCUGGAAAUGCGAAAGUUUAGCGUUUUGGUUACGAAGUGGUAUCUGAUGUUUUCUAGGAAAAAGCUGAGACUUCUCUCAAAUUUGUGUGCUGAGGAGACUCAGAUGUUGGCCUCAGCUCCUAGAUUGAACUCAGCAGAUCGGCCCAUGAAAACUUUUGCCUUGAGACAAAGGAAAGGACCCACCAGAAAGCAACACCUAUUAUCUUGGGCUUGGCAGCAAGGAAGAAAAGUAGUGGAAAUACUGCAAUCUGAAGAACAGACUGAAAGGUGACAAAGAAGCUGAAGAUGGGCGGUGGAGAGAGGUAUAACAUUCCAGCCCCUCAAUCCAGAAAUGUUACUAAGAACCAACAGCAGCUUAACAGACAGAAAACCAAGGAUCAGAAUUCCCAGAUGAAGAUUGUUCAUAAGAAAAAAGAAAGAGGACAUGCUUAUAACUCCUCAGCAGCUGCAUGGCAGGCCAUGCAGAAUGGGGGGAAGAACAACAAUUUUCCAAAUAAUCCAAAUUGGAACUCUAGUUUAUCAAGUCCCAGCUUACUUUUUAAGUCUCAAGCUUGUCAGAACUAUGCUGGAGCCAAAUUUAGUGAGCCACCAUCACCAAGUGUGCUUCCCAAACCACCGAGCCACUGGGUUUCUGUUUCCUUUAGCCCUUCAGAUAAAGAAAUACUGACAUUUCAACUUAAAACCUUACUUAAAGUACAGGUAUAAAGAUGUUUAAAUUUAGCUAUAUUUACAAAUAGUCAUCAAUUGGUCUGAAAGAAAUUCACUAGAGUAUCUGUAAAACUGAUAAUGUAAAAUUAUAAUCAGACUAUCUCAUUUGUUUUGUGUUGUGUGCACUGUGAUGUAAUGGUAGUAUCAGUGCAACUUAAAAUAAUGUUCUCAAUUAGGUAACAAGUGAAAUGACUUGAUUAGAUUUGAUUAAUCUUUAUUAGUGAGGAAAGUAAUAUUCAUGGGUCAGAUUUACUUGAAGUGAUUCAAAUUGUAAGCAUCUAGCUGACACAAGUUGGAAAAUCAGGCAGACAUCUGAAAGUUUCUCUUAGGGAUAUCAAACAUGCCAACAAUCUAAUGCACUGCCAAAAGAAAAUGUGAAUUUUCUUAAAUAGCUGCAUUUCACUAAAUUGUAGUGAUAAAUGUGUAAAGGGCAACUUAAUCAGAAUGAGGCACAAAUACUCUGGUGGCCUUAAAAUGAAACAAACCAUGAACAGGCAUCUGCCAAUAUAGGUGUACCAGAACUUUGUAGCUUUCCAAGUACAUUUUUAUAUUGCAGCACCACACAGGCUGACAGUGAUCUGGCCUUAUCCCUGCAAAGCUUAAAGUAGGGAGUGAUAUGUGAAAAAUUUACCUAGGGAAAAAGAGCCAUGUAAAUACGUGUAAUAAGCUUGUAGCAUAUGUAAAGUUUUCUUGGCUUUUAUCCUACAAAAAAAUAUUUUAGUAUGAAUUUGCUGAAUGUAAGACCAUGGACUGUUAUACUAUGGCCUAAUUUUAGAGGUCCAUAAUUGUUUUUAAAGUUUGCCCUUGUGCUAAAGUGCCAGUGUAUGUUAUAACUGAUUUGGUUGUAAACUAUUUCAAAGUAAAUUCUAGUGUAAUAUGUUUUAUAAUACAACUGAAAAGGUGUAAGCUGCUAAAAUAUUUCUAUUUUUAAGAGAUGAAAAGUGUACAGGAUUCCCUCACUACCCUGUUUAAACCCAAAGAAUAAUAUUGGCUUU
Molecule: messenger RNA, 2076 nt
Organism: Fukomys damarensis (Damara mole-rat)
Lineage: Eukaryota; Metazoa; Chordata; Mammalia; Rodentia; Bathyergidae
Gene: Pnrc2
Product: proline rich nuclear receptor coactivator 2
Exons: 3
Coding region: 659-1078 (139 amino acids)
Biological process (GO): nuclear-transcribed mRNA catabolic process, nonsense-mediated decay
Cellular component (GO): P-body; nucleus
Source: RefSeq, a predicted model, not a curated record